Messenger RNA from Geodia barretti, 945 nucleotides. NCBI's taxonomy places the organism in Eukaryota, Metazoa, Porifera, Demospongiae, Tetractinellida, Geodiidae. The record is from the annotation of a GenBank genome assembly.
AUGAGACAGAGUCUUGAUUGUCCUAUAGGACAGAGUCUGACGAGGGCGAGAGGAGGAGGGGGAGCUGGUAGUCCUGGUGUGAUCUGUGGAACUCGAGAAGAGACUAGAGGAGAGUGCUCAGCUGGCGUCACUGGCCGACGUGUUUAGCAGGCUAAAAGACGGCACAAUAAAGUCAGAUACCAUACUCGCUGGUGUACGUACAUGUACCACACGCAGUGUCUCGCAGCUAAACUAGCGUGGGCAGGUGCAAACUACUGUGGGUAUCGUUAGUGCUAACCCGUAUUGUCCACUGGAGGUGUUCUUCAGCAAGGAGUAUGCAGCAGUACAGAGGAUACGGGGCCAUGGAAGAGGCCGUGACAGGCUUUAGAUCACUGACAAGACCAGAUGCAGUGGUUGUGUGUGCAUGGGGAGAUAAAGGAGCUGCAGCUACUGACUCCACUGGAAAGACCUACACCAGUCCAGCUAGGCCACCCCCCCAGCUGGUGGACACUCUAGGAGCGGGCGACACGUUCAACGCUGGCUUCAUUUACAAGUUCUCCUCCAAUCACUCGGUUCCUGCGGCCCUCACCUUUGCCUGUCAGCUGGCCGGAGCCAAGUGUGGCACGUCAGGAUUCGACAGUUUAGCCACUUUCCAGACAAUGUAGAUUACUAUAGCUGUGGGGUGGACAAUUGCAAAUCCGACCAAAAGCUGCUGAGUUUCGCAGAAUUUAACACUGCCACUUACACAUUUUAGUGAAAUUAGACCCUAUAGCCAAGCAGCAAGUAAUUAACUUGUGGUAAAAAUUACAAUUAUUGAUGUGUCAUGUACUGUAAUUAUUAUACUCAAGUCUCUUUCUGGGAAAUAUUCAAUAAUGCACACACAUUGCAGGGAAAUCAUAGAAGUAAAAAGUGAUUUCAAACACACACUUAAAAUUAUGAUUUAACAUGUGACAGAGUGAGAGGUGG